Ceratitis capitata (Mediterranean fruit fly) is the source of this 1887-nucleotide messenger RNA. RefSeq names its product fructose-bisphosphate aldolase (gene Ald1). Lineage: Eukaryota; Metazoa; Arthropoda; Insecta; Diptera; Tephritidae. Gene Ontology annotation, biological process: fructose 1,6-bisphosphate metabolic process; glycolytic process. Bases 141 to 1235 code for a protein of 364 amino acids. Gene Ontology annotation, molecular function: fructose-bisphosphate aldolase activity. Gene Ontology annotation, cellular component: cytosol. The record is from RefSeq and is a predicted model, not a curated record. The transcript has 5 exons.
GACUAAUUGGCUGGGUGUUGUGCCUUACGUUGUUCCAGCACUCAAAUUUUCCAUUCAGUAUCUGUGUAGUGCUUCAAGCGAAUUGGUUGACAUUUCUGAAUCGACUUUUUCAACACCAAACCCAAAAACAAAUCAACAAAAUGACCACCUACUUCAACUACCCAUCCAAGGAAUUGCAGGAAGAGCUUAGCCGCAUUGCGCGCGCUAUUGUCGCUCCUGGCAAGGGUAUUCUCGCUGCUGAUGAAUCCGUCUCUACCAUGGGCAAACGUUUGCAGGAUAUUGGUGUUGAAAAUACCGAUGAACAUCGUCGCCAAUACCGUCAGCUGUUGUUCUCCACUGACCCAAAGGUCGCUGACAAUAUCUCUGGUGUUAUUUUAUUCCACGAAACCUUGUACCAGAAGGCUGAUGAUGGCACUCCAUUCGUUGAGCUGUUGAAGAAGCGCGGCAUCAUUCCCGGCAUUAAGGUCGAUAAGGGUGUUGUGCCAUUGUUCGGCUCCGAAGAUGAGUGCACUACUCAGGGUUUGGAUGACUUGGCUGCCCGUUGCGCUCAAUACAAGAAGGACGGUUGCGAUUUCGCUAAGUGGCGUUGCGUCUUGAAAAUCGGCAAGAACACACCAUCCUACCAAUCGAUCUUGGAGAAUGCUAAUGUUUUGGCACGUUAUGCCUCCAUCUGUCAAUCCCAACGUAUUGUACCAAUUGUUGAACCAGAAGUAUUGCCCGAUGGUGAUCAUGAUUUGGAACGUGCACAAAAAGUUACCGAAACUGUAUUGGCUGCUGUUUACAAGGCAUUGAAUGAUCAUCAUGUCUACUUGGAGGGUACCUUAUUGAAACCAAACAUGGUGACAGCCGGUCAAUCGUGCGCAAAGAAAUACACACCCGAUCAGGUUGCGCUCGCCACUGUCGAAGCUCUCCGCAGAACUGUACCAGCUGCUGUGCCCGGUAUCACCUUCUUGUCUGGCGGUCAAUCUGAGGAAGAGGCUUCCGUUCACUUGAACGCCAUUAACAAUGUGCCAUUGUUGAAACCAUGGGCUUUGACCUUCUCAUACGGUCGUGCUCUGCAAGCUUCCGUCUUGCGCGCAUGGGGCGGUAAGAAGGACAAUGUUGGUGCUGGUCAAAAUGAGCUUUUGAAACGCGCGAAGGCCAACGGUGAUUCUGCUGUGGGCAAAUAUGUUGCCGGUAGUGUGGUCGGUGCUGGUGCCGAUGCUACCCUCUUCGUUGCCAACCAUGCCUAUUAAAUGCUGACAACAACAACAACAAAUAAAAGCACAAAAUAGUAAAUGGUGCAAGAAUGCUAUGAACUAGAGAGGAUAUACAGGCUUUCGUAAAUAGUAAUGAGAAUGAUUAUUGUUUGAAAUUUAUUUAUUAAGCAGAAAGUGACGAAAAUUCAGCAAUAGAAAUUCAAAUAAAAUAUAAAUUAAAAAAAAAAACCAAACAGCAACAAAUAUCAUUUAAUUCGUAUGUGAGGAAUGAAGCCGGCGGAACAGUAGCGCUUGUAAUGGUAAAAAUUUGGUACGACGAAGGAUACACCACGCUGCCUCUUCCCUCCCACCUGAUAUUAAAACGCAACAAAAACAUUUCAUGUAUGACUUAUGAACAACAACAAUAAUGAAAAGAGAAAUAUAUAUUAAUUGUUUCCUACUACUGUUUCGGAGCGAUUGAUUAGAAAAACAAAAAACAAAAAAAAAAAAAAUGGAGCAAUUCCAUUUAUCAACACUCAGUUCAUCAUGGCUGCGGCGGCGAAGGCGCUAAUAAAUUAAUUAAAGAAGAAAUUAUGAAAUUGUAUUGUUGCUGUUACAAUAAACAAAUUUAUUAUCAUUAUGUAUAUGUUUAAGUGAAUAUUUAGAAGAAAUCAAGUUGAGAGUUGAUACAAAUUUAGACAAGAUGAAA